This is a messenger RNA of Penicillium macrosclerotiorum, 2778 nucleotides long. RefSeq names its product magnesium transporter CorA family protein. Gene Ontology annotation, biological process: magnesium ion transmembrane transport; intracellular magnesium ion homeostasis. The coding region runs from base 1 to 2778 and encodes 925 amino acids. NCBI's taxonomy places the organism in Eukaryota, Fungi, Ascomycota, Eurotiomycetes, Eurotiales, Aspergillaceae. The transcript has 4 exons. Gene Ontology annotation, molecular function: magnesium ion transmembrane transporter activity. The record is from RefSeq and is a predicted model, not a curated record. Gene Ontology annotation, cellular component: plasma membrane.
AUGGACCCUCCUCAGACCCCGACUCCCGGACCCGGACCGGCAGCUCCUCGACCGCAGUGCUCUUCCCCCUCAGCUAGUCGGAGAAAACGUCCCCAGCACAUCAAUUACCCACUUUCCAGCGACGAUAAACCCGGGAACGGUCCAAUGGGCGGUCACGAACAGCAUCACGGUGCGACCACGUCUUCGGGGACCCGCUUGGAGACCCCCGCGCCCGAUAAUGCUGCCGCUGUUGGGAAAUCCUCCAAGGCGUCUAAGCGAAAGAAAAACCGUAAUCGCAAACGGCGCAACCGACAGCAGUCCUUCAUCACUCCUGACCUAGAGCCGGUUAAUGAUCGGCCUGGAACGUCCCCGGGGACUGGCGGCGCGAGGGACCCGAUGGAGGGCGACCUUUCAACUGUGAAGGAAAACCCCCCAUUCUUCAAAUUGGGUAGGAACUUGAGCAACACAAGUCUUGAGAGCGAUGCAUUGUUGGAUCAUCGCGACCAACCUAUGAUGCGACCUCGUCGCGAGAGUCGACUCGCAUCAUCAUUUCGUCCCAGUUCUUUGCUUUCAGGUCCCUUCCGUUCAAACGACUCUCGGCCCCGCAAUACCCCGGGUGGAAGCCGUAUCCAACCGUUCCAAGAUCAAGAUAGCGACGAGGCCGAGGCCAACGAUCGUACACCAUUGAUUCGCGCUCCUUCGGGCCAAACGUCUGGUUUCACGCGCUAUGGGACCGACUCUCGAUCCAGUCCAUUUUCCCACCCAAGACGACCAUCUGUUCAGACUUCGUCAUCGCAAUGCUCGCCUCGAGAAAACCAUAGCCCAACUUAUUCACCAGAAGCGGACCGUGACUAUGAUGUCAAUAAUCCCCCGUCAAUCCCGGGAUCGCCUAAGCUAGGCCCAGAUAUGAAUUACGACGUUGCGGUGGUAACUGGCACUGAAUUCGACUUUCUCACACCGUGGUCCAUCGAAAAUCGCAGGGAAUCUCUCAACCGGCUGAAUGAUACAGUAAUCAACAUUGAGGGUGGAACAGCUCACCAAUAUUCUGCUCCGUCCUCAAUUCGCUCGGGGCAAUUUUCUCCGCAAGAGCUUCGUCGCCGUCGUACUGUUGCUUUGCCCGUGGAAGAAGAUGUUUGUUUCCCAACAGAGGAUAUAUCGGAGCUUGGCGACGAAGGACCAACAGUGCGAAGAAACGGACCUGGCGAACGUCGGCGACGUAGACAUCGGCAGUGGCCAGAUCUAUCUGUUCUAGAAGAAUGGAGUCGCGAAGAAAAGGAGGACCGCAGUGGGGAUCUUCGCGUGAAGAAGAUUAGCGAGCCGAUGCUUGUUGAGGGUCGGUUACGGCCACAAUAUACACUCUGGCGCCGGGAGGAGGACGAUGCGCCCUACCGGUUCACAUAUUUUAACGAAGAGUUCCAGAGCACCAUCCAUGCCCAAACGAUUUCGGAGCUGGUGCAACCAGGCGGCAGUUUCCGGGAGCUGUUCAUUCCCGAUCCACCUGAAUUGGAAGAUUCGUCCGAGUCUGAAGAUGAAGAUGGUCACUCCACAGCUGGAACUUCCAUUCCCUGCCCAAGGGGAAACUCUACAAGCAAUGGCACUCGACUUUCAGGCUCUCCUUAUGACAGUCAAACCACUUCUACUAAUAAUGGGGCCUCAGUCCUGGGACCCUUUGAAGCCAAGAAUGGACAGGACUCCGCGUCUGGUCCAGUUAAUGGACAGAGAUUGAACCCUCGCCUGUCAGUGCUCAGCGAGAGUCGACCAGGCUCUCAUCGUGAGGCCUCGCCAUCGCAUUCGAACAAUCUGCCCAAGCCGAAAAAAUAUGGUCCGCGGCCAACGUUUUGGCUCGAUGUACUGUCUCCAACGGAUGCGGAGAUGCGUGUUAUUGCCAAAGCCUUUGGCAUCCAUGCGCUUACAGCCGAGGAUAUUAUGAUGCAAGAAGCCCGAGAAAAGGUGGAGCUGUUCCGCAGCUACUAUUUUGUCAACUAUCGGACCUUUGAGCAGGAUCACAAUAGCGAGGACUAUCUUGAACCCGUCAACAUGUACGUGGUUGUGUUCCGUGAGGGUGUGCUGUCUUUCCACUUCUCACAAACCCCUCACCCGGCCAAUGUACGACGGCGCAUCCGCCAACUUAUGGACUAUUUGAUUCUAAGCUCGGAUUGGAUCUCUUAUGCUCUGAUUGAUGAUAUCACGGAUGUCUUUGGUCCGCUGAUUCAGGCUAUCGAAGACGAGGUCGACGAAAUUGACGAGAAGAUUAUGCAGAUGCACUCAAGCAAGGAAGGAUCGUCUGCGGAUAGUGUUGUUCCGAGUUUCGCACCUGGUGAGAUGCUGCGGCGCACCGGGGAAUGCCGCAAGAAGGUCAUGGGACUCUACCGGCUCCUUAGCAACAAGGCAGAUGUUGUUAAGGGCUUCGCGAAGCGCUGCAACGAGCAAUGGGAGGUAGCACCCAAGUCAGAGAUUGGCCUGUAUUUGGGCGAUAUCCAGGACCAUAUCCUGACGAUGACAGGGAAUUUGACGCAUUACGAAACGAUCUUGUCGCGUGCGCACUCUAACUACCUGGCGCAGAUCAACAUCUUGAUGAACGAACGCCAGGAGCAGACUGCGGAUGUUUUGGGUAAGCUGACAGUCCUGGGUACGAUUGUGUUACCCAUGAACAUUAUCUGCGGUAUGUGGGGUAUGAAUGUCAAGGUGCCUGGUCAGGAUAUUGACAACCUGUACUGGUUCUGGUCGAUCACUGCGGGCUUGUUCUGCUUUGGUCUAGCAUCAUUCUUGAUCGCCAAACGGGUGUAUAAGAUCGUCUAA